Molecule: messenger RNA, 2799 nt
Organism: Vidua chalybeata
Lineage: Eukaryota; Metazoa; Chordata; Aves; Passeriformes; Viduidae
Exons: 3
Coding region: 42-923 (293 amino acids)
Source: RefSeq, a predicted model, not a curated record
CCCGAGUGCCAUCCCCUGGGCCGCGGCCAAGCCGUGAGCAAAUGCUGCCCAGACUCUCAGGGCCCCCCGCCACGGUAUCUCCCGCAUUCCUGCGGCAGAUCUGGUAUUCCUUAUUGUUCUCCCCGUCUCUGGGGGAGCAGCUGCCGCUGCCUGGCCGGCCUGCCGGGGCAGGAGCUGGCGGAGCCCUGGGCUGCGGGUCCCGCGACUCGCCGGGGGCUUUGGAAAAAUCGUGUCAGUCUUCUCACCCUGCUUCGGCACGACUGAGGAACCAGCACCCCAGAGGACCUGCAUGUCCCCCACACUCGUACCUUGAGUCAUGGCUGAGCUGCACAAGCCUCUUUAGAGUGAGAAAUCUCCAUGCUGGGGUAGGCAUUGAAACAGCUGAUUUGUGUCAACACCAAGUCCAGGCUGCUUUUGAAACUGUCUCAUGUCUAUGCCUGAGCUUUCAAUCCCAUCUGAGAUAUCAAGGUGUGCUCAGGAAUAAUGUAACAACAAGAGUGACAGCAGGCUGCCGGGAUGUCUGUGGGCACGCUGAGCUAGCACAGGAGCCGACCGGGCUCCUGGAGCAGGGACAGAGCUGCGGCGGCCACGGCAGGGAGGUGCCGGCGGUGCCGCUUUUCCCAGGCUGGGAGGGGAAGGAGCGCCAGGGUGGCUGUCCCGGGAUACCUCCGCAGCCGGGAACACCGCAGGAUCGCCGUCGAGGGACGCCGGGCUGGGCCACCACGAGGUGGCAGCCGGAGCCCGGCGAUGAGGCAGCCCCGGCGCGCUCCUGCCCCGCGGUCCCAGCUCGGUGUCCCGCGGGGGGCGCAGGAGCUGCCACAGGGACCCCAAGAGAUUUGUUAAACAACAAAAAAAAAAAAAACCCAACAACCAAAAACGCAAAAAACAAAACAAAGGCAGAGAGAGCCAUAAUUAUCAAGUAACCAGCAAGUAAUGGCAGACUAGGAAAGCCCCUAAAAAUCUUGUAAGUACGAAAGGAAUUUGCCAUUCUCAGAGGACAAGUGUACCUGCCGCCCUCCAACAUCCCUUCCUUUGGGAACAAAUAAUGACCUCGCGCCCCGAAGCAGCUGAAAGGCCUUGUGGAUAUCCCCCUUCUUGACCCUGCUCUGGUUUGCUCAAAAAUUGUUUAUGCAACUGCUUCACAUAUUUGAGAUUAAAAUCAGAGCAGUUAUUUUCCGUUCUCUUUCACUGAGGGGGACGGUGCAGCUCCCGUUCCAGGUGUUCUGCAUGACUGAGACACAGGAUCACAGGAUGGCCAGGGCUGGAAGGGACCUUAAUGAUCACCUGCUUCCAAUCCCCCUGCCUAGGGGACCAAACAGGUGCUUCUUCUGGACCUUAAUGAUCACCUGCUUCCAAUUCCCCACCUGCCUAGGAUACAGAUUCUGUCCUAGAACACUAUUCCUUUCUCCAGCAGAGGCUUUGCUUUUGUGGCUGUUCAUGCAGGACAGUAAAACAGGAGAAACAUGAGCUGCUGGAAGCCAGCCUACUACAGUUUGGGAAUGUGUGAUCCAGUGAGCAUGGCUCAUAAAUCAGCUCCAUAAAAUGGUCACAGGAAAAAAAAAAAAAAAAACCGAACACAAAGAAAAACCCUAAACCAAACCCCAUCCUGUUUUUAGAGGGAACAGCACGGUACUGGGGUUGUGGUUUGCAGGACUGUUCCAGCAGCAGCAGGUAAAUGAAACCUCAAUCUGGCAGACAAAACAAGUGGGCUGAGCCCUCCAGUACAUCUGCUGAGGGUUCAGGAACAGCAGCCACAGCUUUCCCCUGGCCUCUGUGUAAGCCUGAGGUGUAGUUAAGGGCUUCGUGGGCAGACCAGUGGCAUCCCUAAUCCCACAGCUCAGCGGGGAUGUCCUGACCAUGAGCAGGCUCGUUGGUUUGUGGGAACAGGAGAGCAGUGCCCAGCCCCACUGGAGAUGAUGGCACAGCGGGAUGCAGAUUGCCACGCUCCCUGACCCAUGGCCUGGAUGAGCCAGGGCUCUGUGCUCCCUCGGGAUGCUGCUCAGUGUCGCUCUAAGGGGCACAUUCUCAAGUGGUAUUUUUGCUUGGCAUGCAAAUGGUUUAAUUUUUAAACCAACCACUCCCCCCAGCUUUACUGAGCAAGGCCUCACACAAAGCUUAUUUGUCAGAGCAAGCAGGGACGAGGAAACUAAAAGGAACGUUAUCUCAUUUCCUCUUCUGCCAGACAGACAGACAGACAGACAGGGCUGACACAUUGUGAGGGGCUGCUGUGUGUCUGUCCUCAGCUCUCUGCUGAGCCUGCUCUGCCCUUGCCCCAGGCUGCAGCAAGGAGUACUGAAUAUGAAUAUAUUUAAGAGCAGAAGUGCUGCUAAAACAAAGCCUAUUUGUGUUAUCAUGUGAUCACUGCCUUCAUUAUGCCUUUAACAUCCCUUGAUCCAACCACUAAACUUCUUCCACACAACAGUCACCGGAUUUUGAAUUCCAAUAGGCCAAAAGAAACCCAGGCAAUAAGACAUCCAUUAAUUCCAAAAUGUAAAUGACUUUACAUUACUUUAUUAAACAGCCAUUUCUAAAGAACAGUAAAAAAUACGAAAACAUGCAUCAUUUGGUGUUCUUAAAAAAACAUUGUCCAAAAUAAAGACUGUUAGAAAAAUUAAACAAGUUUAGCCCAAAUACCCCUUCUGCUCUCCACAUAAGAUGUCUGGUAGUUAUAAAUACUGUUCCAGCUCCUUUAGCAAAGUUUAACCUUGUGUACAUUAGUAAUUCUAUUACAGGUGGUUGGGUUUUUUAUUCACAUUGCUUCUGUAAACGUGGUCAAUUUUAAAAAUGCACUGCUAUCAA